AUGUCGGCAUCCUCGUCGCCCAGGUACCAUGACGCGUGGCGCCUUGGCCUCGACAUGGCGACAGGCCGACAUGCGCUGUCCUCCUGCAUCCCACCCAUACUCUGGCUCCUCGACGCCGCCCUCUGCGGGCUCAUCAUAUGGAAGAUUCCCUACACGGAAAUCGACUGGGUCGCCUACAUGGAGCAGGUCGCCCAGUUCGUCGCCGGCGAACGAGACUACAGCAGCAUCAAGGGCGGCACCGGCCCGCUCGUCUAUCCUGCCGCACACGUUUACACGUACACGGGGCUGUACUACCUGACCGAUGGCGGAAAAAACAUCCUGCUUGCCCAGCAGCUGUUUGCCAUCCUCUACAUGGCGACGCUGGCGCUCGUCAUGCUGUGCUACCGGCAGGCCAAGGCCCCUCCCUACAUCUUCCCCCUCCUCAUCCUGUCCAAGCGGCUUCAUAGCGUAUUCGUCUUGCGAUGCUUCAACGACUGCUUUGCCGUAUUUUUCCUCUGGCUCGCCAUCUUCUGCUUUCAGAAGAAGCACUGGACCAUGGGCAGCUUGGCCUACAGCUGGGGUCUCGGCAUCAAAAUGUCACUGCUGCUCGUCCUCCCGGCCGUCGCCAUCGUCCUCUUUCUCGGACGAGGCUUUUCCGGCAGCCUACGCUUGGCCUGGCUGAUGGUGCAGCUCCAGAUCGUCAUUGCCGUCCCCUUCCUGUCCCACAACUGGCAGGCCUACCUCGGCCGCGCCUUCGAGUUGACGCGCCAGUUCAAGUACGAGUGGACCGUCAACUGGCGGAUGCUGGGCGAGGACCUGUUCCUGAGCAGAUGGCUGGCUCUGGCGCUGCUCGCUGGACAUGUCAUCGUCCUGGUCAUAUUCAUUGCCACGAGAUGGCUCCGACCGGCGGCCACGCCACUAUCUGUCAUGAUUCCGGCUCUCCUCAAGGGCGAGUCUCCCUUUACUCGGCCGCAGCAGCAGCAGGUGGCCAGCCGGGUGACGCCCGCCUACGUCUUGACGACCGUUCUGUCCGCCAACGUCAUCGGCCUUGUCUUUGCCCGCUCCCUUCACUAUCAGUUCUAUGCCUACCUCGCCUGGUCGACGCCGUACCUGCUGUGGAAGGCAUCGCCGCACCCGCUGCUCGUCUUUCCACUCUGGCUGAUGCAGGAAUGGGCUUGGAACGUGUUCCCGAGCACGGAUGCGAGCUCCACCGUCGUCGUCAACGUUCUCCUCACCACCGUCGUCCUGCUGUACUUUGGCACCGCCAAGGAGGGAAAGGAGGGCGUCGGCAAGGAUGCGGCCGCGGCCGAGGCAAAGAACAAAUGA
Messenger RNA from Drechmeria coniospora, 1305 nucleotides. RefSeq names its product Glycosyltransferase, ALG3. Gene Ontology annotation, molecular function: dol-P-Man:Man(5)GlcNAc(2)-PP-Dol alpha-1,3-mannosyltransferase activity. Gene Ontology annotation, cellular component: endoplasmic reticulum. The record is from RefSeq and is a predicted model, not a curated record. The coding region runs from base 1 to 1305 and encodes 434 amino acids. NCBI's taxonomy places the organism in Eukaryota, Fungi, Ascomycota, Sordariomycetes, Hypocreales, Ophiocordycipitaceae. The transcript has 3 exons.